Molecule: messenger RNA, 11502 nt
Organism: Pseudophryne corroboree (corroboree frog)
Lineage: Eukaryota; Metazoa; Chordata; Amphibia; Anura; Myobatrachidae
Product: oocyte zinc finger protein XlCOF7.1-like
Exons: 7
Coding region: 179-1939 (586 amino acids)
Source: RefSeq, a predicted model, not a curated record
GCAGCAGUAGGUUCCCUGGCCUUGUAGUGACGUCAGCGGCUAUUUUCCCCUGGUUCUAGCUCAGCCUUCAUUCUGUCAUUCCCACAAGGCAGCAGGAGCAGAGAGCAGCCAUUGCUGUGCCUGGCAGCAGAUUCUUCGUUCCAUGCCACACGUUCUGUAUUCCCACUAAUCACUGAGGAUGGACAAAGACAGUAAGAAGGAAAAGAUAAUAAAUAUCACCCUGGAGAUCAUCUACCUGCUGACUGGGGAGGGUUACACAGUAUUGAAGAAGACGUCCAGUGAGUGUGAGACAGCCAGCAGCUGUCCCUGUGGGUCAGGAGGACUGAGCAGGACCCAAAGAUUCAUCACGGUGCCUCCACCUCACUCAGUGAUACAUAAGAGGCACAAUGACCAGAAGAUCCUGGAACUCACCCACAAGAUCAUUCAGCUACUGACUGGAGAGGAGGAGGAGUAUAUAGAGGAACACAGGGGUCUGUACAAGGACGUCAUGAUGGAGAAUCACCGGCCCCUCACAUCACUGGAUGGGCCCAGUAACAGAGAUACCCCAGAGAGAUGUCCCCGUCCUCUGUAUUCCCAGGACUGUACAGAGGAGAAUCACAGGAUCCCAAAGGAGGAUCAGGUACCAAGUGAGGAUUUCAUUGAUAUUAAGUCAGAAGACAUAAAAGAACAAGAAGAGACGUAUGUGACUGAUAUAAAGGUAGAAGAUAUAGAGGGAGAAGAAGAAACGUAUGUGACUGAUAUAAAGGCAGAAGAUAUAAAGGGAGAAGAGACGUAUGUGACUGAUAUUAAGGCAGGAGAUAUAGAGGAAGAAGAAGAGACGUAUGUGACUGACAUGAAGGCAGAAGAUACAGAGGGAGAAGAAGAGACGUAUGUGAGGGGUGAUCAGCAGUGUAAGGAGGAGGAAAUCCCUACAGAUAUCAGCACAGCAGAUGGAGGCACAAGCAGGAAUACCCCAGAGGGAGAUCACAUAUUGUCUCCACAUUGUAAAAUAGAAGAUAACAUCACUCAGGAUUCUCCAGGAGACAAUCCCGUUACUCUAUAUAUACAUCCAGUACCUCACAGUGCAGAUAUAACAUCUGAUCCCUCUAAUCAUGAGGGAUGUUCUACUGAUAUCUCCAGUAAUACUGCACACAGUACAGCUCACAGAGGUGAUAAAAAAAUUAUCUGUUCUGAGUGUGGGAAAUGUUUUACAAGGAAAUCAUCUCUUAAUAUACAUCAGAGAAUUCACACAGGUGAGGCACCAUUUCCAUGUUCUGAGUGUGGGAAAUGUUUUACAAGGAAAGCAUAUCUUAUUAUACAUCAGAGAAGUCACACAGGUGAGACACCAUUUACAUGUCCUGAUUGUGGGAAAUGUUUUACAUGUAAAAUGUAUCUUGUUAUACAUCAGAGAGGUCACACAGGAGAGAAGCCAUUUCCAUGCUCCGAGUGUGGGAAAUGUUUUACACAGAAAUCAAAUCUUGUUACACAUCGGAGGAGUCACACAGUUGGGAGACCAUUUCCAUGCUCUGAGUGUGGGAAAUGUUUUACACAGAAAUCAGAUCUUGUUACACAUCAACGAAGUCACACAGUUGAGAGACCAUUUCCAUGCUCUGAGUGUGGGAAAUGUUUUACACAGAAAUCACGUCUUGUUACACAUCAGAGAAGUCACACAGGUGAGAGGCCAUUUCCAUGUCCUGAGUGUGGGAAAUGCUUUACAUGUAAAACGUAUCUUGUUUCACAUCAGAAAAGUCACACAGGAGAGAAGCCAUUUCCAUGUUCCGAGUGUGGGAAAUGUUUUACACAGAAAUCAAAUCUUCUUUCACAUCAGAGGAGUCACACAGUUGAGAGACCAUUUCCAUGCUCUGAGUGUGGGAAAUGUUUUACACGGAACUCACAUCUUCUUAGACAUCAGAGAAGUCACACAGUUGAGAGACAAUUUCCAUGCACUGAGUCUGGGUAAUGUUUUACAAACAGAGCCGCUCUUGUAGACUUUAAAAAAAAAAUAGGAUUUUAAUUACCUACCGGUAAAUCCUUUUCUCGUAGUCCGUAGAGGAUGCUGGGGUCCAUUUUAGUACCAUGGGGUAUAGACGGGUCCUUUGAGAGCCACUGGCACUUUAAGAGUUUAAUAGUGUGGGCUGGGUCCUCCCUCUAUGCCCCUCAUACCAGACUCAGUCUAGAAACUGUGCCCGAGGAGACGGACAUACUUCGAGAGAAGGAAAUACACAGAUAGUGGUGAGAUUCACACCAGCUCACACACAACAAAAGGAAAGCCAAGCUAACCAACUGGAAACGAUUCAGCAACGGCUGAACAACAAUACUUAACCAAGUAACAAUUGAGAAAAACUAAGCACUGGGCGGGUGCCCAGCACCCUCUAUGGACUACGAGAAAAGGAUUUACCGGUAGGUAAUUAAAAUACUAUUUUCUCUUACGUCCUAGAGGAUACUGAGGUCCAUUUUAGUACCAUGGGGAUGUACCAAAGCUCCCAAACCGGGAGCUUUGGUACAUCCCCAAUAGGCCCAAAGGAGGGACUAUAAUACCUGUACCUUUUAACCAUGUUGUUUUGUGUUUAGUGUGUCUAUAUAUCGCCUUUUAAUAUAGGAGUUUGUAUAUUCCAAUCUUAUAGUUGUAUUCAAUAAAAGUUACGUUUUAUCAUUUAUUUGAUCCGGUUUGGGUAUUAAUUGUGCACACUUUUUGAGUGCCCCACCAUAGGAGAGUCCUUUUGCCUUCCCUUGGAUAUUUAUUGUAGAUGUACCAAAGCUCCCAGUACGGGAGGGAGAGUGCGGAGGUUCCUGCAGAACAGAUAGACCAAACUUUAGGUCCUCAAGAGGCCAAAAGUAUCGAACUUGUAGAACUUAGCAAAUGAUUUCGAACCUGACCAAGUAGCUGCUCGUCAAAGCUGCAAAGCCGAGACACCCAGGAAGAACCCACUUUACGGGUAGAGUGGGCCUUGACAGAUUUUGGACACGGCCAGCCUGCUGGAGAAUAAACCAUGCUGGAUAGUAAACCUGAUCCAGCAAGAAAUCGUCUGCUUAGAAGCAGGACACCCAAUCUUGUUGGGAUCAUAAAGGACAAACAAAGCAUCCGACUUUCUGUGACGAGAAGUUCUCUUCACAUAAAUCUUCAAAGCCCUCACAACAUCCAAGGACUUUGAGGCGAUUGAGGAGUCGGUAGCCACUGGCACCACAAUAGGUUGGUUGAUAUGAAAAGCUGAUACAACCUUUGGAAGAAAUUGCUGACGCGUUCUGUGCUCAGCCCUAUCUUCAUGGAAAAUCAAGUAGGGGCUCUUGCAGGACAAUGCCCCCAAUUCUGACAAACACCUAGCAGAUGCCAACGCCAACAGUGUGACCGCCUUCCAAGUAAGAAACUUGACAUCAACCUCCUGUAAAGGCUCAAACCAAUCCAAUUGCAGGAACUGCAGCACCACAUUAAGAUCCCAAGGUGCCAUAGGAGGCACAAAAGGCGGUUGGAUGUGCAAAACCUCUUUCAAGAAAGUCUGAACCUCAGGGAGAGCAGACAGUUGUUUCUAGACGAAAAUGGACAAGGCCUAAAUCUGGACUUUUAUGGAGCCCAAGCGUAGGCCCACAUCCACACCUGCUUGCAGAAAAAGGAGAAACCGUCCUAGUUGAAACUCCACAGUAGGAAAUUUAUUGGAGUCACACCAAGACACUUACUUUUUCCAAAUCUGAUGAUAAUGUUUGGACGUAACUCCCUUCCUGGACUGUAUCAGGGUAGGAAUGACUUUUGUUGGAAUCCCCUUUCCGAGCUAAAAUGUGGCGUUCAACCUCCAUGCCGUCAAACGUAGCCGCUGUAAGUCUUGAUAAGCGAACGACCCUUGUUGAAGUAGGUCCUCGCGAAGAGGAAGAGGCCUCAAAUACCCCUGGAGCAAUUCCAGCAGAUCCGCGUACCAAGUCCUUCUCGGCCAGUCUGGAGCAAUGAGGAUCGCCUGAACUCUUGUUCUUUUUAUUAGUUUGAGAAUCAUUGGGAUGAGUGAAAGUGGAGAGAACACAUACACUGAGUGGGACACCCACGGAGUCACCAGUGCAUCCACCGCCAUUGCUUGUGGGUCUCUCAACCUGAAACAGUACCUCUGAAGCUUCUUUUUGAGGCGGGAGGCCAUCAUGUCUAUCUGAGGUACGUCCAUUAACUUGUUCCCUCUGUGAACACCUCCGGGUGGAGGCCCCAUUCUCCUGGAUGGAGAUCGUGUCUGCUGAGGAAUUUCGCUUCCCAGUUGUCCACUCCCGGAAUGAAGAUUGCUGACAGUGCCACCGCGUGCUUUUCUGCCCCGAGGAGGAUUCUUGUUACCUCUGACAUUGCCGCUCUGCUCUUCAUUCCGCCCUGUCGGUUUAUGUAGGACACCGCUGUUACAUUGUCCGACUGAACGUGAAUGGCCUGAUCUUGCAUAAGAUGUGCCGCUUGUAGAAGGCCGUUGUAGAAUGUUUAUUGGAAGGAUGGAUUCCAGACUUGACCACUUUCCUUGGAAGUUUUCCCCUUGGGUGAAUGCUCCCCCACCUCUGAGACUUGCAUCCGUGGAUCCUAUUCUGAAUCCCGAACCUGCGGCCCUCGAGAAGGUGAGAAGUUUACAGCCACCAGAGAGUGAAAUUCUGGCUGUCGGCGAGAGGUGUAUCCGCUGGUACAUGUGAAGAUGAUGAGAUCCUGACCAUUUGUCCAGGAGAUCCAGUUGAAAGGGUCUUGGAUGAAAUCUUCUGUACUGAAGAGCCUCGUAGGAGGCAACCAUCUUCCCCAGAAGGUGAAUGCACUGAUGAACCCGGGCAGGCUUCAUGACAUCCCGGACCAUUGAUUGGAUCACCAACGCUUUCUCCACCGGUAGAAACACCCUCUGCACAUCCGUGUCGAGAGUCAUUCCCAGGAAGGACAGUCUCCUUGUCAGUUCCAAAUGUGACUUUGGAAGGUUCAGGAUCCACCCAUGAUCCUGGAGUAGUCGAGUUGAGAGAGCAAUGCACUGCAACAGCUUCUCCCUGGAAGAUGCUUUUAUCAGCAGAUUGUCCAGAUAUGGAAUUAUGUUCACUCCCUGUUUGCGGAGGAGUGGCAUAAUGUCUGCCAUGACCUUGGUGAACACCCUCUGUGCUGUUGAGAGGCCAAAUGAUAGUGACAAUCCAGCAGCGCAAAUCUCAGAUAAGCCUGGUGAGGCGGCCAGAUCAGAACAUGAAGGUACGCAUCCUUGAUAUCCAGGGAUACCAGAAAUUCCCCCUCCUCCAGACCUGAGAUCACCGCUCUCAGAGACUCCAUCUUGAAUUUGAAUUCCCUCAAGUAGGGGUUCAAUGACUUUAGGUUUAAUAUCGGUCUUACCGAACCGUCAGGUUUCGGUACCACAAACAGGUUUGAGUAGUAACCCCUGUUUUUUAGGUGAGGUGGAACUGGAACAAUGACAUUUGUUUGAACCAAUUUUUUAAUGGCUUUCUGUAGGAUAGCACUUUCUAUCAGCAAAGCUGGUAAGCCUGAUUUGAAGAAUCUGUGAGGUGGGAGCACUUGAAACUCCAGUCUGUACCCAUGUUACAAUCCUGAGCACUCAUGUUUUGUUAGUUAUUGUUAUGAUUUACCUUUGCUUCAGUUUGUGGAACUACAGGUCACAGCUAGCUCCUGCAUAGUUGUCUCCCAGUGCCUCAGCUCCUGCACUCAGCAACUGACUUCACAGGUGUCUGGAUUCUGUAAUUACAGCUCGUUACCUGAAAACUACUAUUCAGCUUGUCAGCCUGCACUGCAGCUGCAUGUUAUAUCAAUUACUGGGGGCCUGUCUGGUGUUCACAGCUGAUUGGUCCAGCCUGUUCUUUUAAGCCUCUCAAUCCCAAGAGGCUUUGCCAGUUAUAGCUACUCCAUGCGAUGUUCUGCUCUCUGUUCAUAUGUCCAGUGGGUUUUGCCUUGUUCCUGCAUUGAAUUCCAGCUUCACCAUCUUGCCGACGACCUUAGUCUGCCGACUGUCUCCAAGUGUCUGCACCCCAGUCCGUCCGUGUGCCGCUACCUCCUGUGUCUCUCCUAGAAUUCCUGCUGCUUUUCCAUCUCCACGGCCCCAGUGUACCAUCUAGCCGUGUGCACCCUGCCACCUUUUCCAGUUCCUGUUUGUUCCUGCGUAUCCCUGUGGUUUGUCAUAUACAACACCUCUACCAUAACUCUAGUCCAGUUCAGGUAUCAAAUAACCCAAACAGGGGGCCGCGACCUGCAUGUCGGGAGCCGCGAAGCCCAUAUCCCCUUGCGAGGUUCCCUGGUGAAAACCUCCCGGCGUGUUAGACUCCGUGCCUCUGUUCUGGGUAACGUCAACCACUUGGUACCUGAUCCCAAAUUCCAGAUUCUGCACCAGUUCCUGACAACCCAUGGACAACAAUCUCGUUUACCCAGCGGUCUAGGUAUGAUGACUCCCAUAUAUGAAUGAAAUCCUUUAGUCUUGCCCCCACCUGUCCUACCUCCAGGCUGGGAGGUCCACCGUCAUGCUGAAGACUUAGAGGAAGCAGAACCUGGCUUCUGUUCCUGAGAACCUGUUGGUGCAGGUUUUCUGGAUUUACCCCGACCACCUCUAAAGAAAGUGGAAGGGGGUUUGGACUUUUGCGGUCCGAAAGGACUGCAUUGUAGACGUAGGAUAAGAUUUCCUAGCCGCUGGUGCUGCUGAGGGGGAAGAAAGGUUGACUUACCUGCAGUUGCCGUGGAGAUCCACGCAUCCAAUGCGUCCCCAAACAGAGCCUGACCUGCAAAGGGUAGGUUCUCCACACUUUUCUUGGAUUCUGCAUCCGCAGACCAUUUGCGUAGCCAGAGUCCUCUGCGUGCCGAGACUGACAUGGAAGUAGCCCUUGCAUUCAGCAUGCCAAGAUCUUUCAUGGCCUCUACCAUGAAACCUGCAGAAUCCUGUAUGUGACUCAAAAACAAUUCAAUGUCACUCCUAUCCAUAGUAUCUAAGUCCUCUAGCAACGUGCCUGACCAUUUUACUAUGGCCUUAGAAAUCCAUGCACAAGCAGUAUUGGGCCUUAAAGCUGUGCCUGUAGCUGUGUAUAGUGAUUUGAGCGUAGUCUCAAUCUUGCGGUCAGCCGUCUCUUUUAAAGCGGUUGAACCAGGGACAGGUAAAACCACCUUUAUUGACAACCUAGAUACAGAAGCGUCUACUAUAGGGGGGUUUUCCCACUUUUUUUCUGUCCUCUUCAGGAAAAGGGAAAGCAAUGAGAACCCUUUUUGGGAUCUGGAAUUUUUUCUUUGGGUUUUCCCAGGGUUUUUCAAACAAAGAGUUUAACUCCUUAGAAGCCGGGAAGGUAAGUGAGGAUUUCUUACUUUCUGUAAAAUAAGACUCCUCUACCUGCUCAGGUAUGUUCUCCGAAAUAUGUAAAAAAAUCCCUAAUGGCUUCAAUCAUUAGUUGCACCUCCUUAGCAAGUGAUGCAUCACCCCCCCACCCCGCAAAUCUCCAUCACCGGCCCCUGUAUCAGGGUCUGUAUCAGUGUCAACGUGCAUUAUCUGGGCAAGUGUACGUUUUUGUGGGUAUGUAGGGGGGUCUUAGAUGCAGCAGUGGGGGCUGAGUAUGUCAAACCCUCCACAGAUUUUGUCAAAAACUGCGUCUCUUUCUCAGUAUGCGACAUUCUUGUUGAGAUCUGGGAUAUCAUUCCCCUCAAAGACUCCACCCAUGGGGGUUCAGAUUCAGAGGGCAGGGAAAGCACAUUGCAGUCCUGAGUAUAUAGAAUAAACUCUUCCGGAGAAGAUACACACUCUGCAGCACAGGACACAGAGUUCUUAGACAUGGUAACGUGAGAUAUACACACACACACACACACACAGGAAAAUGUCAGACACUGUUUGCCCCAGAGUACCUUCAGAGUGUCACAGAGUAUAAGGAGCCAAUCACACAGCGCCCCAAUAGGCAGUUAUUAUGAUAAGAGCCUCAGCGCUGACUAACUAACCUUAAUAGGGUAGUUAGCACAGUUAUCACACUCUGGAGUUAUGUGGGGGGCAGCGCUCCCUGUCAGCGUCUCUUGCUUUGAACUGCAGGGAGAAAAUGGCGCUGGUGAGUGCUGGAAUUCGCUCUGAGAGGAAGCCCUGCCCCUUGCAAUGGCGUGCGGAUUCCCGCACUAAGUUGUUUAUACUGGCCUGAGGUGUUUGUUGCUAACAGCAGGGAUUAGCCCCUGUUAGCGAAGUGACCAGUUUAGGGUGAAUUGCGCUGGCCCAGGACGCCCCUCAAGCGCUUACACAGUGUGUCUGCUGAGCCUGCCGGAGCGCAGCCUAUCAGAGCUGCGCUCCCACCCUUGUGCCGCCAUUCCCGCUGGUGACCCGCUGUACUCACCACUCUUCUUUCUUCUGGCUCUGUUAGGGGGUAGCGGCCGUGCUGUGGGAGUGAGCGGUCGCCUCGUGGGCUUGCGAUCAGCACCCUCAGGAGCUCAGUGUCCUGUCAGCGGAGAUAGAGAACCAUUAACUUCUAGAGUUGGUUCCUUCUCCCCCCCCUAAGUCCCACGAAACAGGGAGGCUGUUGCCAGCAGCCUGCCUGUACCUAACAUAACUCAGAAAAUAAUAAAUACAGAAAAAAGAAGGACCUGUGGCGGUACUUGAUAUCUAGGAGGGAUUGGAGGGAGCGCAGACCACACCCCCAUCUCAGAAAAUAAUAAAACUAGAAAAACUCCCAAGAGCUCCCCUAGCUGUGACCAGCUCCUCCGGGCACAUUUUCUAAACUGAGUCUAGUAGGAGGGGGCAUAGAGGGAGGAGCCAGCCCACACUAUUAAACUCUUAAAGUGCCCAUGGCUCCCAAAGGACUCAUCUAUACCCCAUGGUACUAAAAUGGACCCCAGCAUCCUCUUAGACGUAAGAGAAAUAUAUAAAAGAUGAGAUGAAUUCAAUACACUCCCUUAGGUGACGUCUGUACCCCGCACCCACAUUACUGCCAUAAAACGGAAUACUACUCUGUAAGGUUCAAUUUACCCUGUAAAUCUCAAUGCCCGACUGAACCUAAGAAUCCCAUCUCUGUUCCACAGUUCACAGGGUCAUAGAGGCAGCCCGGGGAAAUUGUGGGUUCUACAUAAAAAAAAACAUUAUUUUGUAAACCUGUUUUAACAACCCAACAUGGGCGUCAUAGCAGGGGAAAGUCAGGGAGCUAUCGGAAUGGCGACCGAGGCCCAGUCUAUAGUGGAGCUUUGUAUCAGCUCAGCUGGGCAAGACCAAGUCAGAAUUCUGUGUCUUGUGAGGUGAUUAUUUUUCUGUUUUUUUAUUUUAUUUUACAUAUAUAUUUUGGGAAGUUGGUUAUAUGCAUGUACUGUACAUUUAUAUAUAUUGGAACCGUUUUUAUUCUCGCUGUAUGUGAAGUCUUUGCUCAUUGUAGUAAAAGUAAAGCCGUACGAGGCCUAACACCCUGCAGAGCCUACACUGAGAUGUGACUAACGCUAUAUGUGAGGUAAAUCAUGAGGGGCCUGAGCAUGGGGUAAUUAUCAGACAUAGGAAUCUCCUGAGUGACAGCUGUAUGGGGGAUGAGGAACGUUGCCAGAAAUAGAUGCCAAACGGGUGAAGCAUUAUGGGAUAUCGGGAUAUGAAGUGAUUGGCUAAACAUGGUGACAUCACUGCGGGUAUAACAUGUAAAUGAGAGAGUGACAUCACUGUGGGUAUAACAUGUAAAUGAGAGAGUGACAUCACUGCGGGUAUAACAUGGAAAUGAGAGAGUGACAUCACUGCGGGUAUAACAUGUAAAUGAGAGAGUGACAUCACUGCUAUAACAUGUAAAUGAGAGAGUGACAUCACUGUGGGUAUAACAUGUAAAUGAGAGAGUGACAUCACUGCGGGUAUAACAUGUAAAUGAGAGAGUGACAUCACUGCGGGUAUAACAUGUAAAUGAGAGAGUGACAUCACUGCGGGUAUAACAUGUAAAUGAGAGAGUGACAUCACUGCGGGGCAUAACAUGUAAAUGAGAGUGUGACAUCACUGUGGGUAUAACAUGUAAAUGAGAGAGUGACAUCACUGCGGGUGUAACAUGUAAAUGAGAGAGUGACAUCACUGCAGGUGUAACAUGUAAAUGAGAGAGUGACAUCACUGUGGGUAUAACAUGUAAAUGAGAGAGUGACAUCACUGUGGGUAUACCAUGUAAAUGAGAGAGUGACAUCACCGUGGGUAUAACAUGUAAAUGAGAGAGUGACAUCACCGUGGGUAUAACAUGUAAAUGAGAGAGUGACAUCACUGCGGGUAUAACAUGUAAAUGAGAGAGUGACAUCACUGCGGGUAUAACAUGUAAAUGAGAGAGUGACAUCACUGCAGGUGUAACAUGUAAAUGAGAGAGUGACAUCAUUGUGGUUAUAAUAUCUAAAUGAGAGAGUGACAUCACUGUGGGUAUAACAUGUAAAUGAGAGAGUGACAUCACUGCAGGUAUAACAUGUAAAUGAGAGUGACAUCACUGUGGGUAUAACAUGUAAAUGAGAGAGUGACAUCACUGUGGGUAUACCAUGUAAAUGAGAGAGUGACAUCACCGCAGGUAUAACAUGUAAAUGAGAGAGUGACAUCACUGUGGGUAUAACAUGUAAAUGAGAGAGUGACAUCACUGCAGGUAUAACAUGUAAAUGAGAGAGUGACAUCACUGCAGGUAUAACAUGUAAAUGAGAGAGUGACAUCACUGCAGGUAUAACAUGUAAAUGAGAGAGUGACAUCACUGUGGGUAUAACAUGUAAAUGAGAGAGUGACAUCACUGCAGGUAUAACAUGUAAAUGAGAGAGUGACAUCACUGUGGGUAUAACAUGUAAAUGAGACAGUGACAUCACUGUGGGUAUAACAUGGAAAUGAGAGAGUGACAUCACCGUGGGUAUAACAUGUAAAUGAGAGAGUGACAUCACCGUGGGUAUAACAUGUAAAUGAGAGAGUGACAUCACUGCGGGUAUAACAUGUAAAUGAGAGAGUGACAUCACUGCGGGUAUAACAUGUAAAUGAGAGAGUGACAUCACUGCAGGUGUAACAUGUAAAUGAGAGAGUGACAUCACUGUGGGUAUAACAUGUAAAUGAGGGAGUGACAUCACUGCAGGUAUAACAUGUAAUUGAGAGAGUGACAUCACUGCGGGUAUAACAUGUAAAUGAGAGAGUGACAUCACUGCGGAUAUAACACUUCAUUAGCUGUAGAGUGUAUGGAGUCAUGCAGCCUGGAAAUUCCUUUGCUGUAAACUCUACCUGGAGGCCACUUGACUUACAUCACUGACAUAUUACUUAUGCAAUGAUACUCAGUCCAGUCAUAGCCUAUGGACAGCUUUGUUAUUGGAUAAGGAACCAAGGCCACAGAAAGAUGGCGCCAUAGACUAGCACUGAUAGAGGAAUAUUUUCUCUCUCCUACCCAGGGACUGAACUUAUAGGCAGAGACUUUACCACAUGUAGGGUAACCCGGGAUCUAGGUGAUAGACCAUCCACGGGUGCAGGAGAGAUAGAAGCAAAGGGACAAUUGCUUGUAUACUAACGCUAUGUAAUGUGACACUAGUGUUGAGUUAAACAAGCCGAUAGGCGCAUAGGAUAGAGGGCGUCAAGGCAAACAGUUUCAAUUGCUGGACACCUGAGGGAAUACAAAUGACUGUGUAUUACCAAG